AUGAGUCAGCGACAGAAGAAGACCCGCGAUCCUGGCGCCGUGGACGAGGAGAUGCGCCAGUAUGCCACCGGUGGUCACACGCUGGAAGAGCUGGACGAAAACUACCCGAACAGGCCCAAAAACCACGCCAGAACGCUGAUGUUCUCGGACAUGUUCGAGGACCUGUUCAAUCCACUCAAUGAGAACAAGAAGCAGCCGUCUGGGCCUCGAGGGCGAGCCAAGGCCGGCCCUCGGGGGUCAACGAAGCUUUCGCCCAACGAGCAGCGCCGCGCCAUUAUCGAGCGCUUCAUCUCCAGGUGGCGAUCUGAUGUCGGAGACGACUUUUACCCGGCCCUUCGUCUGAUCCUCCCCAACCAAGACCGUGACAGGGGCGUCUACGGGCUGAAGGAGAACGCCAUCGGCAAGAUCCUGGUCAAGGUCAUGAAGAUCGACAAGAACUCCGAGGAUGGCUACAAGCUCAUCCACUGGAAGCUGCCCGGCCAGUCCAAGCAGAGCCGCAUGGCGGGCGACUUUGCUGGGCGGUGCUACGAGGUCCUGUCCAAGCGGCCCAUGCGUACGAAACCAGGAGACAUGCACAUAGGAGAUGUCAACGAGAUGCUCGACAAGUUGUCCGCCGCGUCAGGGGAAUCCGAACAGCUGCCUCUGUUCGAGACAUUCUACCAGCGCAUGAACCCCGAUGAACUGAUGUGGCUCAUCCGCAUCAUCCUCAAGCAGAUGAGGGUGGGUGCUACCGAGAGAACAUUUCUGGACCUAUGGCACCCCAAUGCUGAGGCUCUUUUCUCUGUCUCAUCCAGCCUGCGCCGCGUGUGCUGGGAGCUAUACGAUACAUCCGUCCUCCUAGACGACGACGAUACCGGUGUUGAAUUGAUGCAGAUUUUCCAGCCCCAGCUUGCCAAUUUCCAGUUUUCCAUCUCGUUUAAGAAAAUGGUAGAGAAGCUGGUCAGGGAUAACCCCGAGGACGAGAAAGACUUCUGGAUCGAGGAGAAGUUGGAUGGUGAACGAAUGCAGCUUCACAUGAUGGAAGACGACGGGAUCCGGGGCGGCAAGAGGUUUGGCUUCUGGUCCCGGAAAGCCAAGGACUACGCUUACCUCUACGGCAACGGCUUCUUCGACGAGGAUUCGGCCUUGACGAGACACCUCAAGGAUGCCUUUGCCCCUGGCGUCCGCAACAUCAUUCUCGACGGCGAAAUGGUUACCUGGGACAUGUCCCUGGACAAGAUCGUUGCCUUCGGUACUCUGAAGACAGCAGCUCUCGCUGGGAAGAAGAACCCCUAUGAUAUUGUGGGCACGCGUCCUCUUUUCCGCGUCUUUGACAUUCUUUACCUGAAUGACCAGGAAUUGACGCGCUACACACUACAAGACCGGCGAAAUGCGCUGGAAAAGGCCGUCCCCGGAGCUCAUCGACGUCUGGAGCUCCACGAGCACAAGGUGGCAUCAACGUCUGAUGAGAUCGAGCCCAUGCUUCGUGACAUCGUCCAUAACUCGUCGGAAGGUCUGGUACUCAAGAACCCGCUGUCCGUAUACAGCCUCAAUCAACGCAACGACAAUUGGAUCAAGGUCAAGCCCGAGUACACCAAGGAGUUUGGUGAGUCGGUGGAUGUGGUUGUCAUCGGCGCAUACUAUGGUACUGGCCACCGCGGCGGAGGGCAUUCAUCCUUCCUUUGCGGCCUUCGGGUGGACCAGAACGACAUCGACAAUGGAGCCGAUCCAGAGAAAUGCCUCAGUUUCUUGCGGGUUGGUGGUGGCUUCAGAGCCCAAGACUACAGCGCCAUUGCGCAUCGCACCGAAGGCAAGUGGAUGGACUGGAACCCGAAAAGGCCGCCGACCAAGUACAUCGAGCUGGCGGGUGGCGACAAGCAGCUCUGGAAGCCUGACCAGUGGAUCAGGCCCAAGGACUCGCUGGUCAUUGAGGUGAAGGCGGCCGAGUGUGUCGUUUCUGAUGACUACGCGACACUGCUCACGAUGCGCUUCCCGAGGUUCAAGUCCAUUCGCGAGGACCGAGAUUGGGACACUGCUCUUGACAAGACGACAUUCGACAAAUUGAGGAAGGAUGAAGCCCAGAGACAGAAGGAAAAGACGAUGGAGUUCGAUACUGGCAGACGCAAGGUCAAGCGUGUGAAGAAGGAGAUCGUGAUUGCUGGGCAGGAGGCUGCACCCGCCCAGUUCGAAGGGCCCAAGACCAAGGUCUUUGAGGGCCUCGAGUUCUGUGUGCUCACAGAAUCGACCAACCCGAAGAAGAGCAAAGCGCAACUUGAAGCCAUGAUCAAGGAAAAUGGCGGGAAGAUCUCACAGAGAGCUGUGGCUGACUCGGAGAUGAUACUGAUAGGAGAAAAGAAAGUUGUCAAGGUUGCGAGCCUGAUCAAGGCUGGCAAUGUCGACAUCAUCAAGCCCAAGUGGAUUCUGGACUGUCUGGCCCAGACCAACGAGGCCGCGGGUUUUCUCUUGCCAUAUGAGCCAGGUCAUCUGUUCCACGUAUCCGACGCCAUCAAGGAGCAAGCAGAGCAGAACGUGGAUGAUUACGGCGACAGUUUCGCCAGAGACAUCAACUUGGAGGAGCUCAAAGACUUAUUGGAGGACAUGCCGAAGAACGAGAUCGAGACCGACCCGCUAGAUGCCAGCCGAUUCCUAGAGCAGCUCGAGCAGCACGGGCAUGAUUUCGGUAGGCUCAAGGGCCACCUGUUCCGGGAGGCGGUCAUCUAUCUUGCGACUACGGAGGAUGUCACGCUCAUCACAGUGCUGAAGCUGAACAACUGGAUCAGAUUUGGCGGCGGGAAAAUUGUCGAGGGUAUUGAAAACACCGACGUGACACACGUGGUCGUCGUGGACAACGGUGACACGGAUGCCAGAAGAGAGGUCGUGGCCGAGGUGCGUUCGGCCAUCAGUAAGAAGCGAUCCCUACCGCGGGUGGUCACGCAACGGUGGCUAGAGGACUGCUGGAAGGAGAACACAAUGUUAACCGAGGAAGCGUAUGCACCUACAUGA
This is a messenger RNA of Neoarthrinium moseri, 2982 nucleotides long. RefSeq lists its product as uncharacterized. Gene Ontology annotation, cellular component: DNA ligase IV complex. The coding region runs from base 1 to 2982 and encodes 993 amino acids. Gene Ontology annotation, biological process: DNA recombination; DNA biosynthetic process; double-strand break repair via nonhomologous end joining. The record is from RefSeq and is a predicted model, not a curated record. The transcript has 2 exons. Gene Ontology annotation, molecular function: DNA binding; ATP binding; DNA ligase (ATP) activity. NCBI's taxonomy places the organism in Eukaryota, Fungi, Ascomycota, Sordariomycetes, Amphisphaeriales, Apiosporaceae.